Zymoseptoria tritici IPO323 is the source of this 1062-nucleotide messenger RNA. RefSeq names its product aspartyl protease (gene MgASP2). Lineage: Eukaryota; Fungi; Ascomycota; Dothideomycetes; Mycosphaerellales; Mycosphaerellaceae. The transcript has 4 exons. The record is from RefSeq and is a predicted model, not a curated record. Gene Ontology annotation, molecular function: aspartic-type endopeptidase activity. Gene Ontology annotation, biological process: proteolysis. Bases 1 to 1062 code for a protein of 353 amino acids.
AUGGCGAAGACCUACGGCAAGUAUUCCAAGCACGGAGCCAAGGCACCAGCGGACGUUUCCAGAGCGGCGGCAGCUGCUACCCAGAGCGGAAGUGUCAAGGCGUCUCCUGAGCAGUUCGACCAGUCCUACCUUUGCCCGGUGACUGUUGGAGGACAGACGCUCAACUUGGACUUCGAUACCGGCUCAGCCGAUUUGUGGGUCUACUCCAACUCUCAACCUUCGAGCCAGCAGACCGGACAUUCCGUUUACACCCCUGGCUCUACCGCCAAGCGUCUCUCCGGCCAGACCUGGAAGAUCAGCUAUGGCGAUGGAUCUGGUGCUUCCGGAAUCGUGUACUCCGACAAGGUGGUCGUCGGGGGCGUCACUGCCACCGGCCAGGCCGUCGAGGCUGCACAGACUGUCUCGGACGAGUUCGUUCAAGACGUGGACAAUGACGGGCUUCUCGGUUUGGCGUUCAGCAGCAUCAACACUGUUUCUCCCACUCAGCAGAAGACUUUCUUCGAUACUGUCAAGAGCUCGCUCGCCAAGCAGCUCUUCACUUGCGAUUUGAAGGCUGGCAGGGCAGGCACGUACGAUUUUGGAUACAUCGAUGCCAACAAGCACACCGGUACCAUUACUUAUGUCUCAGUAGACUCCAGCCAGGGGUUCUGGACCUUCAACGCUGGCGGCUACUCUGCUGGGUCGGCGGCCGUUUCUGGGAGCAUCGGAUCUGCCAUCGCUGACACUGGCACGUCCCUUGUAUACCUCCCGACCGACGUGGUCACUGCCUACUACUCCAAGCUCUCCGGCGCCGCCUACGAUAGCAACCAAGGAGGAUACACAUUUCCCUGUUCUCGGUCCCCACCCAACUUCAACGUGAAGAUCGGAACUCAGACCUUCACAAUCCCAGGCUCCUACAUCAAAUACGCCCCCGUGGACAGCUCCGGCAGCACUUGCUUCGGCGGCAUCCAGAGGAACACUGGCAUCGGCUUCACCAUCUUCGGAGAUGUCUUCCUCAAGGCCGUCUUCGCUGUCUUCGAUGUCAGCACCGGCUCUCCCCGUUUGGGACUGGCUCCUCAGUAA